GGGACAGAGCCCGGGGUAGGAGGUGUGGGCUCGGCAGGACCCCUGCCCAGUGCCCUCCUGCGACCCAGUCUGCUCCUGGCAGCCGAGGGGUUCCUGUCUAGAAGCGGCUCAGGACCUGGUGUGCCCUCGUUUUCCUUGGGGCAGACGCCGGCGUGCUCUCUUCUUCCCCAGGAGCCGGAUGCUUUUUCACCCAGAGAGGGCUCUACAGCACCUGCUUGAAGAAUGAGGGCCCGAGGGAGACGCUGUCCCCCGUGUGCACGUGUAACCGGACGGUGCCACCGUGUCCCGUGGCUGCUUUUCACAACAUGCCCUUGGACCUCUGGAGCAUUUCUUCACCACCUCCAAGGCCGACCGAGGCCGCGGUGGGUCCCUGCUCGUCACGGUGGCCCUGCCUCCUGAGGCCGAGUCAGCCCAGGACAUGAGACUGGGAAGGAGAGUUCAGAAUAUUUCUGAGGAAGAACUAUCCUGUGACAUGGAAAUGGAAGGAUUUAUGAGGCAAGGUUCCCAUUUCUCCCCUCUAGGCAAUGAUUGGGACUCUGAGAACUGGGAGGGACAUUUGAGGCAGACAGUUGUAACUCAGGAGAAUCCAAGGGCUCAGGAAACAAUUUGUGAAUAUCCUGGAUUCAUGGAGCAUUUGAGUGUGAGCGCAGACCUUCCACCGUCUCAGAGACUUCCCACAACAAAUGGUUUUUAUAUACAAAACUUGGAUGGUAAAAGUUUGGAUUGUAACAGUUGUCAGAAAAGCUAUGCAGCUAAGAGAACUGGUGAAAGUAAUGCCUGUGGAAAAGCCUUUAGCCAUUCCAUGGAAGUUCCUCAGCUUGGAAGAAAUCAGACAAGUGAAAAACCCUUUAAAUACCCUGAGAAUGUUAAAUCUUUCAACCAUUUUCCUUCCCUUCAUGAACAAAAAAUAAUGAAAAGAGGCAAGAAACUGUAUGAAGGUAAGGACUUUGGGGACAUCUUUACCAUGAGUUCAUCUCCUAAUGAAAACAGGAGAAGUCACACUGGGGAGAAACCAUAUAAAUGUAUUGAAUGUGGCAAAUGCUUCAAACGGAAUUCUUCUCUUAUUUUGCAUCAUCGAACUCACACUGGAGAGAAACCUUACACCUGUAAUGAGUGUGGAAAAUCCUUCUCCAAGAACUACAACCUGAUUGUACAUCAGAGAAUCCAUACUGGAGAGAAACCCUAUAAAUGCAAUAAGUGCGGGAAAGCCUUCAGUGAUGGGUCAGCUCUGACACAGCACCAGAGAAUUCACACUGGGGAGAAACCUUAUGAAUGUCUAGAAUGUGGAAAAACCUUCAAUAGAAAUUCAUCCCUUGUUUUGCAUCAAAGAACUCAUACAGGGGAAAAACCAUAUAGAUGCAAUGAGUGUGGGAAACCUUUUACUGACAUCUCUCACCUCACUGUGCAUCUCAGAAUCCAUACUGGGGAGAAACCCUAUGAAUGUAGCAAAUGUGGAAAGGCCUUCCGAGAUGGUUCAUACCUCACCCAGCACGAGAGGACUCACACUGGAGAGAAACCCUUUGAAUGUUCAGAAUGCGGGAAAUCCUUUAACCGCAACUCUCACCUCAUUGUGCAUCAAAAAAUCCAUUCUGGAGAGAAACCCUAUGAAUGUAAGGAGUGUGGGAAAACGUUCAUUGAGAGUGCCUACCUCAUCAGGCACCAGAGGAUUCAUACCGGCGAGAAGCCCUAUGGCUGCAACCAGUGUCAGAAACUUUUCAGAAACAUAGCUGGCCUUAUCCGGCAUCAGAGGACUCAUACUGGUGAGAAGCCCUAUGAAUGUAAUCAGUGUGGCAAAGCCUUCAGGGAUAGCUCCUGUCUGACCAAGCAUCAGAGAAUUCACACUAAAGAGACACCGUACCAAUGUCCAGAAUGUGGAAAGUCCUUCAAGCAGAACUGUCAUCUGGUGGUUCACCAGCGACUCCAUAGCAGGGACACUCUCAGCCAGUGUCCACAGUGUGGGAAAACAUUCAGGAGGCUCUCGUCCCUCAUCCGACAUCGGAGAACACACCCUGGAGAGAAACCUGUGGAACUCUGAUGAACACUGGCCUCACUCUCCUGACUUAUUGUCAGAAACCUACAUGAAGGAGACAUGUCUUCAGAUUUAACUCCUCUCUGGUUAAUAGGAAAGAAGUCCUUAAGCUGUCUGGUGAAUUGAUGAAUGUGAGACACUGCUUAACCACAUUGUUAAGUCUAUACGUUAGGGAAGUGCUGGGGAGAGCAUAGGGUUGUAAUAAAUGUGGAGAAGGCUUCAGGGAUGAUUCAGCCUAUACCAGACGCGAUAGCACAUACACUGGAGUAAAACCUGCAGACAUGGGGAAGAUAUUACCUUGGAGACAUCCACCCACUUCUGCAUCCAAGUGCUUAAACUGGAAAAAAAGAAAAACCUGUGAAUGUCAUCAAUAAGUAAUUGGUAUGAAGACUCCUUUAACAGGCAGUUUCCAUCUUAUUGUACAUAAGUAAACUCUUUCUAGAAUCUAACCUUGUAAGUGUAGUUGGUGAGAGAAGCUUUUGGCAAGAGCUCUUUCUGUCUUUUCUCUAUCAACAAAAGAAUACCAAUGAGCAAUUGCACAGCAACACAGAACACAGAUUUUGUUGUUUGAAUGUAUUUCUGUUGUAGUCCUGCUAGAAUGCUGAGGGGUCAUUCAGAGGAGGCAGUGGACAAGGAAGUUGCUUGUGAAUAACCAGUGAAGCCAUCCCUCUUAAGAAAGACUGAUACAGGUUUGUAUUAAGAUAGGACUGCUGCCAGGAAUGUAGCUUAUUACUUUAGUUAGUGACAAAAAAUACCAAGUUGUUACAUUUACGUUAUCACCACCCCACCCCGUGUUGUUCAUUUAGGACAAUUCUAAAUUUUUUGGUGCAGCUACUCUGAUCCAUAGUUAAAAAGAUUUUGUUGCCACGGUGAAAAUACUUUAUAUAAUAUGGCAGGCAACCAAAAGAAGGCACAAAAUACAAGGUUUGCUAUCAUUCCAAGCAUGUAAAAAUGUAUUCACAUAUAAACGUAGGUCGAAAGUGGGUGAUGGAGAGAGGAACACAGUGGUUUUCUUAGGCUUCUGGAAUUGUGUUUUUUUCCUCUUUUGGAAAUCAUAUGUUAUUGCUAUGAUAAAUUGGUAAUGAAUAAAAAGAU
This is a messenger RNA of Choloepus didactylus (southern two-toed sloth), 3124 nucleotides long. It is a transcript of the gene ZNF329, whose product is annotated as zinc finger protein 329. The record is from RefSeq and is a predicted model, not a curated record. Bases 419 to 2035 code for a protein of 538 amino acids. The transcript is spliced from 3 exons. Lineage: Eukaryota; Metazoa; Chordata; Mammalia; Pilosa; Megalonychidae. Gene Ontology annotation, biological process: negative regulation of transcription by RNA polymerase II. Gene Ontology annotation, molecular function: DNA-binding transcription repressor activity, RNA polymerase II-specific.